Molecule: messenger RNA, 435 nt
Organism: Pieris macdunnoughi
Lineage: Eukaryota; Metazoa; Arthropoda; Insecta; Lepidoptera; Pieridae
Source: the annotation of a GenBank genome assembly
AUGUCGUCUGAAACUCAAAAUUACUUUGCAGGAAAUGCAACGUUCAUUCAAAAAACUUUAACGCCGUUUGUUUCGAAAGUGGGAGACUUCUCGCCAUUCUACAUAGCCGUAGCAAUUUCGUCUGUUAUUCUUGGAUUUAUACUGAUUUUGAAUUUUGUUUGUUGCUGUUCAAGAUACUCUAAUUACUGGCUUGAUAGGCACACAGGGAACCGUUGGAUCGUGUCAAUUUGGUCCACAACGCCUCAUAAGCAACCACCUCUAGAUUUCACUGAGCUUGACCACGACUUUGUUCCUAUACAAUACACAUCUUACCAGCCCGAAGAAUACCAAGAAGUUCACAGGCACGACAUUGAAGUAGCCCCUUCAAUAUCCAGACAGCCACUCACUACCUCACAAGAAUAUCUAGAGUUACAUAAGAGAGAAAGUGAUAUAUAA